Messenger RNA from Dama dama (fallow deer), 9702 nucleotides. It is a transcript of the gene ATP7A, whose product is annotated as ATPase copper transporting alpha. The record is from RefSeq and is a predicted model, not a curated record. Gene Ontology annotation, cellular component: membrane. Gene Ontology annotation, biological process: monoatomic cation transport. Bases 363 to 4865 code for a protein of 1500 amino acids. The transcript has 24 exons. Gene Ontology annotation, molecular function: ATPase-coupled monoatomic cation transmembrane transporter activity; copper ion binding; ATP binding. Lineage: Eukaryota; Metazoa; Chordata; Mammalia; Artiodactyla; Cervidae.
UGGGGUGGAGCAAGAGAAGCAGCAGAGGGAGGAGUUGGUGCUGCCGCGGCAGUCGCGGUGGUCGCCGGCCGUCGCCGUCGCCGCCGGGGCUUCUGUGACUUCUCCCGGAGUGUGAGAUCGGAGUCCACGCGUGUGGAUUUGUUGCCGCCACCGGCUGCGUAGCUCCGGAGGACAGAAAAAACAGGCAAGAAUACUGAAGUGGGUUGCCAUUUCCUUCUCCAGGACAUCUUCACAACCCAGGGAUUGAACCCGUGUCUCCUGCAUCACAGGCCAACUCUUUACCACUGAGCCGCCAGGGAAGCCCAAUUAAGGAGUAUUUUCUACUUAUUUAUUGCUAAUUGGAAUGUAAAGAAGAAAUCAAAAUGGAUCUGAGUAUGAGUGUGAAUUCUGUCACCAUCUCUGUUGAGGGAAUGACAUGUAGUUCCUGUGUUUGGACCAUUGAACAGCAGAUUGGAAAACUGAAUGGUGUACAUCAUAUCAAAGUUUCACUGGAAGAAAAAAAUGCAACUAUUAUUUAUGACCCAAAACUACAAACUCCAAAGACCCUGCAGGAAGCUAUUGAUGACAUGGGCUUUGAUGCUGUUCUCCACAAUCCUAAGCCUCUCCCUGUUUUAACUGAAACUGUGUUUCUGACUGUUACUGCUUCACUGGUUCCGCCAUGGGACCAUAUCCAAAGCACAUUGCUCAAGACCAAGGGUGUGACAGAUAUUAAAAUUUCCCCUCAGCAGAGAACUGCACUGGUGACAAUAAUCCCUUCUAUAGUGAAUGCCAAUCAGAUAGUAGAGCUGGUUCCUGAUCUCAGUUUAGGUACUGGAACUCUGGAGAAAAAGUUAGGAACUUGUGAAGAUUAUAGUAUGGCUCAACCAGGUGAAGUCAUGCUGAAGAUGAAGGUGGAAGGGAUGACCUGCCAUUCAUGUACCAGCACCAUUGAAGGAAAAAUUGGGAAACUGCAAGGUGUUCAGCGAAUUAAAGUUUCCUUGGACAAUCAAGAAGCUACUGUUGUUUAUCAGCCUCAUCUUAUCACAGCAGAGGAAAUAAAAAAGCAGAUUGAAGUUGUGGGCUUCACAGCAUUCAUCAAAAAACAGCCCAAAUACCUCAAAUUGGGAGCUAUUGACAUAGAACGUCUAAAGAACACACCAGUCAAAUCCUCAGAAGGAUCACAGCAAAGGAGUCCAUCAUACACCAGUAAUUCAACAGUCAUUUUCACCAUAGAUGGCAUGCAUUGUAAAUCAUGUGUGUCAAAUAUUGAAAGUGCUUUAUCUACACUCCAACAUGUAAGCAGUGUAGUAGUUUCUUUAGAGAAUAAAUCUGCCAUAGUAAAGUACAAUGCAAGUUUAGUCACUCCAGAAACACUGAGAAAAGCAAUAGAGGCCAUAUCACAAGGGCAAUAUAGAGUUAGUAGUGCAAGUGAAAUUGAGAGUACCUCAAAUUCUCCCUCCAGCUCAUCUCUUCAAAAGAGUCCUUUGAAUGUAGUUAGCCAGCCUCUAACUCAAGAAACUGUGAUAAACAUUGAUGGCAUGACUUGUAAUUCUUGUGUGCAGUCUAUUGAAGGUGUCAUAUCAAAAAAGGCAGGUGUAAAAUCCAUACAAGUAUCACUUGCCAAUGGCAAAGGGACUGUUGAGUAUGAUCCUUUACUAACCUCUCCAGAAACCUUGAGAGAAGCAAUAGAAAACAUGGGAUUUGAUGCUUCCUUGUCAGAUACAAGUGAGCCAUUGGUUGUAAUAGCUCAGUCCUCAUCAGAAAUGCCACUUUUGACCUCAACUAAUGAAUUUCACACCAAAAUGAUGACACCAACUCAUGACAAGGAGGAGCCAAAGACUUCAUCUAAGUGUUAUAUACAGAUCACUGGUAUGACUUGUGCUUCCUGUGUAGCAAACAUUGAACGGAAUUUAAGACGAGAAGAAGGAAUAUAUUCUGUACUUGUGGCUCUGAUGGCUGGCAAGGCAGAAGUGAGGUAUAACCCUGCUGUCAUACAACCCCCAGUGAUAGCCGAGUUAAUCCGAGAGCUUGGAUUUGGAGCCAUUGUGAUAGAAAAUGCUGAUGAAGGAGAUGGUGUUUUGGAACUUGUUGUGAGAGGAAUGACAUGUGCUUCCUGUGUCCAUAAAAUAGAAUCUACCCUCACAAAACACAGAGGGAUCUUCUACUGCUCUGUGGCCCUGGCAACCAACAAAGCACAUAUUAAAUAUGAUCCAGAAAUUAUUGGUCCCAGAGAUAUUAUUCAUACAAUUGAAAGCUUAGGUUUUGAAGCUUCUUUGGUCAAGAAGGACCGGUCAGCAAGCCACCUAGACCAUAAACGAGAAAUAAGACAAUGGCGACGGGCCUUUCUUGUGAGCCUGUUUUUCUGUAUACCUGUAAUGGGACUGAUGAUAUAUAUGAUGGUUAUGGACCACCAUCUUGCAAGUCUUCACCAUAAUCAGAACAUGAGUCAAGAAGAAAUGAUCAGCAUUCAUUCUUCUAUGUUCCUGGAGCGCCAGAUCCUGCCAGGAUUGUCCAUUAUGAAUUUGCUAUCUUUUUUAUUGUGUGUUCCUGUACAGUUUUUUGGAGGCUGGCACUUCUAUAUUCAGGCCUACAAAGCACUGAAGCAUAAAACUGCAAAUAUGGAUGUAUUGAUUGUGCUGGCAACCACCAUUGCAUUUGCUUACUCUUUGGUUAUUCUUCUGGUUGCAAUGCAUGAGAGAGCCAAAGUGAACCCUGUUACUUUCUUUGACACACCUCCUAUGCUAUUUGUGUUUAUUGCACUAGGCCGGUGGCUGGAACAUGUAGCAAAGGGCAAAACAUCAGAGGCUCUUGCCAAACUAAUUUCACUACAAGCUACAGAAGCAACUAUUGUAACUCUUGACUCUGAUAAUAUCCUCUUGAGUGAAGAGCAAGUGGAUGUGGAACUUGUACAACGUGGAGACAUUAUUAAAGUGGUUCCAGGAGGCAAAUUUCCAGUAGAUGGGCGUGUUAUUGAAGGACAUUCUAUGGUAGAUGAAUCCCUCAUCACAGGAGAGGCAAUGCCUGUGGCAAAGAAAUCUGGAAGCACAGUGAUUGCUGGUUCCAUUAACCAGAAUGGGUCACUCCUUAUCCGUGCAACCCAUGUUGGAGCAGACACAACCCUUUCUCAAAUUGUCAAACUUGUAGAGGAGGCACAAACGUCAAAGGCUCCUAUCCAGCAGUUUGCAGACAAACUCAGUGGCUACUUUGUUCCUUUUAUUGUUAUUCUUUCCAUUGCUACCCUUUUGGUUUGGAUUAUAAUUGGAUUUCUGAAUUUUGAAAUCGUGGAAACCUACUUUCCCGGCUACAACAGAAGUAUAUCCCGAACAGAAACAAUAAUACGCUUUGCUUUCCAAGCCUCUAUCACAGUUCUGUGCAUUGCAUGCCCCUGUUCACUGGGACUGGCCACUCCAACUGCUGUGAUGGUGGGUACAGGAGUAGGUGCUCAAAAUGGCAUACUAAUCAAAGGUGGUGAGCCAUUGGAGAUGGCUCAUAAGGUAAAGGUAGUGGUAUUUGAUAAAACUGGAACCAUUACCCAUGGAACCCCAGUAGUGAAUCAAGUAAAGGUUCUAGUGGAAAGUAACAGAAUAUCACGCAAUAAGAUCCUGGCUAUUGUGGGAACUGCUGAAAGUAAUAGUGAACACCCUCUGGGAGCAGCCAUAACCAAAUACUGCAAACAGGAGCUGGACACUGAAACCUUGGGUACCUGCAUAGAUUUCCAGGUUGUGCCAGGCUGUGGCAUUAACUGUAAAGUCACCAAUAUCGAAGGCUUGCUACACAAGAAUAACUGGAAGAUAGAGGAAAAUAAUAUUAAAAAUGCAUCCCUGGUUCAAAUAGAUGAGAGUAAUGAACAGUCAUCAACUUCGUCUUCCAUGAUUAUUGAUGCUCAGUUCUCAAAUGCUCUUAAUGCUCAGCAGUACAAAGUUCUCAUUGGCAACCGGGAGUGGAUGAUUAGAAAUGGUCUUGCCAUUAAUGACAAUGUAAAUGAUUCCAUGGCUGAACACGAGAGAAGAGGUCGGACUGCUGUACUGGUAGCAGUUGAUGAUGAGCUGUGUGGUUUGAUAGCUAUUGCUGAUACAGUGAAGCCUGAAGCAGAACUGGCUGUCCAUAUUCUGAAAUCUAUGGGCUUAGAAGUUGUUUUGAUGACUGGAGACAACAGUAAAACAGCUAGAUCUAUUGCUUCUCAGGUUGGCAUUACUAAAGUGUUUGCUGAAGUUCUACCUUCCCACAAGGUUGCUAAGGUGAAGCAACUUCAAGAGGAGGGGAAACGGGUAGCAAUGGUAGGAGACGGAAUCAAUGACUCCCCAGCUCUGGCAAUGGCUAAUGUUGGAAUUGCUAUUGGCACAGGCACAGACGUAGCCAUUGAAGCAGCUGAUGUGGUUUUGAUAAGGAAUGAUCUUCUGGAUGUAGUGGCAAGUAUUGAUUUAUCAAGGAAGACAGUCAAGAGGAUUCGGAUAAAUUUUGUCUUUGCUCUAAUUUAUAAUCUGAUUGGAAUUCCCAUAGCUGCCGGAGUUUUUAUGCCCAUUGGUUUGGUUUUGCAGCCCUGGAUGGGAUCUGCUGCAAUGGCUGCUUCAUCUGUUUCAGUAGUACUUUCUUCACUCUUCCUUAAACUUUACAGGAAACCAACUUAUGAGAAUUAUGAACUACGUGCCCGAAACCAAAUGGGACAGAAAAGUCCUUCAGAAAUAAGUGUUCAUGUUGGAAUAGAUGAUACCUCAAGAAAUUCUCCUAAACUGGGUUUGCUGGACCGAAUUGUUAAUUACAGCAGAGCUUCCAUAAAUUCACUACUGUCUGAUAAACGAUCACUAAACAGCGUUGGUACCAGUGAACCUGACAAGCACUCACUCCUGGUCGGAGACUGCAGGGAAGAUGAUGACAGUGCGUUGUAACAGGCCACAGAGAAUGCUGCUAGAUGAUGUUGUCCUGCACUGACACAGUAUUCCAGAUCACCUUAGCUUUUUAAAAUAUUGCAAGGCUUUAUGUUGGUCUCAUGCUCUCAUGUUAGGGAACCUAUUUGAACUGCAUUUGUCUGAUGGCAAAAAUAUCUUUUUCAGGGCAUCAGCUCAGAACCUAGCUUUAUUGAAAAUGAAAUUCCAGUAUUUUUUGUUUUCACUAGCAACAGAUAAAGUAGAGCAGUGAGGUUUACAAGUCCUACAGCUGAAGAUGCUGAAUUGCUGCUGAAAUCAUAAAUAAUUUUUUAUUUGACUAAAAGUUCAAGGAAAGAUAAUUAAACAUUGUAAAAUUUAGGUGCGUAAUCUUGAGAUUCUGGAGCCUUUCUCCCUGCCUGCCAGAUUGGGGAGCAGUGGCUUUCAAAGCACUGUAUAAAACGUCUAGUUUUUGAAGAAAAACAGUAGAAAUUGUUUAAAAAUAGACGUGCCUUAUUUAUUACAGGCUUUCUUCCCCUCUUAUUCUCCCUGCAUCUUGGUCUUUGCGGUUGCUUUCUUAGAUGCCCUAGUGUGUUUAACUUUUGUUAUGUUCUUUCAAGUGAGCUAAGUGUAGAUAGUUUCUCAUUGACAAAAGUAACUGACAAAUUUUCCAGUACCACCUUUGUUUCUUUAUCUUGUAGCUCAAAGACCUUAAGGGCCUAUAUAGUUCCCUGCUUCCCAUCUUUCCACUGCUAUAAAAAAUGGAUCAGAUUCUUCCUUCAAUGACUUCCUAGCUCUGUGUAAUCUUUCAGUUCACUCCUGCUGAGUUCAGCUAUAAGUUCUUAUGGUCUGUCAGCCUCAAUUCAGGAACUUAAGAUUUUGUGCCACUUCUACAAUUGAUUUUUUUUUUCAAAGAUUGACACUACCAUCUUUAGCAUAUACUGGUCAUAAAGUUACCUUGUUCUGCUUGCUGUUGUUCAGUCACUCAGUCACAUCUAACUCUAUGCCACCCCAUAGAUUGCAGCAUGCCAGGUUUCACUGUCCUUCACCAUCUCCCAGAGCUUGCUCAAACUCAUGUCUAUUAAGUCGGUGAUAUCAUCCAACCAUCUCAUCCUGUGUCAUCCCCUUCUCUUCCUGCCAUGAAUCUUUCCCAGAAUCAGGGUCUUUUCCAGUGAGUCAUUUCUUCAUAUCAGAUGGCCAAAGUAUUGGAGCUUCAGCUUCAGUGUCAGUCCUUCCAAUGAAUAUUCAGGGCUGAUUUCCUUUAGGAUUGACUGGUUUGAUCUCCUUGCAGUCCAAGGGACUCUCAAGAGUCUUCUCCAACACCCCAGUUCAAAAGCAUCAAUUCUUCGGCGCUUAGCCUUCUUUAUGUCCAUCUCUUACAUCCAUACAUGACUACUGGAAAAACCACAGCUUUGACUAUAUGGACCUUUGUUGGCAAAGUAAUAUCUCUGCUUUUUAAUAUGUUGUCUAGGUUGGUCAUAGCUUUUCUUCCAAGGAGCAAGUGUCUUUUAAUUUCAUGGCUAUGGUCACAGUCUGUGACUGGAACCCAAGAAAAUAAAGUCUGUCACUGUUUCCAUUUAUUCCCCAUCUAUUUGCCCUGAAGUGAUGGGAUCAGAUGCCAUGAUAUUCGUUUUUUGAACGUUGAGUUUUAAGCCAGCUUUUUCACUGUCCUCUUUGACUUUCAUCUAGAGGCUCUUUAGUUCCUCAUUACUUUCUGCCAUAAGUGUGGUGUCAUCUGCAUAUCUGAGGUUGUUGAUUCCAGGUUGUGCUUCAUCCAUCCUGGCAUUUCGCGUGAUAUACUCUGCAUAUAAGUUAAACAAGCAGGGUGACAGUAUAUAGCCUUGAUGUACUCCUUUCCCAACUUACAACCAGUCUACUGUUCCUUGUCUAGUUCUAACUGUUGCUUCUUGACCUGCAUACAGGUUUCACAGGAAGCAGGUAGGUGGUCUGUACUCCCAUCUCUUGAAGAAUUUUCCAGUUUGUUGUGAUCACAAAGUCAAAGGCCUUAGUGUAGUCAGUGAAGCAAAAGUAGAUGUUUUUCUGGAAUUCUCUUGCUUUUUCUUUGAUCCAGUGGAUGUUGGCAAUUUGAUCUCUGGUUCCUCUACCUGUUCUCAAUCCAGCUUGAACAUCUGGAAGUUCUCUGUCCACAUACUGUUGAAGCCUGGUGUGGAGAAUUUUGAGCAUUACUUUGCUAGCAUGUGAAAUGAGUGCAGUUGUGCACUAGUUUGAACAUUCUUUGGCAUUGCCCUUCUUUGGGAUUGGAAUGAAAACCUGGAUUCACUAAAUCUGUCCUUUUUGGAGAGAAUAUAAGACAUUAGCUGAUAAUUUAAUGGUUUUCUCCCAUUUAUUUUUAUUAGUUGGAGGCUAAUUACUUUACAUACAUAUUUAUAAUUUAAUAGAUUUUAAUUGUCUUAUUGUUUUAGAUAAUCUCUCAAAAUGAUUUUAAAAUAAUGCCAUUACACUAAGCUGCUUUUUCCAAAAACUAUAGUAAAUUGUAAUACAGAAAUGAGAAUUUCCCUAGGUUGUGAUACCUUUUAGCCAAAUCUAUAUUUGUCUGUAGUUUAAAAUAUUUGCACUUGCUAGUUAGUGUGAUUGGCAGAUUUAUGGGCUCCUCAUUGGCAUAUAAAUUUAGAAAUUGCCCUGUGAGUACCUGGGAGUUAAUACAUUGGUCAGAGGCCUGGUACUUGUAUGACUAUUUAAAUUAACUUGUUAACUGCAAGGUGGAUUUCAGAUGCAGAAUAUGUAAGUGAAAAAAACUCAUAAGUUCCUAAUAUCUAUUCCCAUUGUCACAUGUAAAGCUGCUAACUCAAUGCCUAGCACAUAAGAUUUAUACUCAGUAAAUAUUAGUUAUUAUAUCCCCUUGAGGUCAGUAAUAAAUAUUAAAAAUUGUUUUUACAGAGCAGAGUCAAAUCCUGUGGGAGUAGGGGAUGGGUUUCUUCUUCCCCAACUUCCUUUUUCUCUUGUUCUGUCAUACAAACUCAAAAAGUUUACAACAUAAUUCCACAUUGACUUUUCAGAUUUGGAAAAGAUCUCAUUUUUAUCUCAGCUAUCUUAAGAGAACUAAAAUGUGAUGAGGGUGCUUUUAAUCUAGAAAAGCAAACCAAUUUUAAUGAAGUAUGAAUGAAUUUGUAUGUCCAGGCUCUUUUUAGACCAGUGCCUAUGCCAUCGUCCAUGCUUUCAAUUUGAAUUUUAAUACUUGUUUCUUAUUUUAAUUCCAGUGGUCCAUCAUACCAUAACUUGUUUCUUCUAGAAGAAAUAACUAAUACAAAAAAAUGUAUAGUAGAGACUUUUGAAAAAAGUGACACCUUUCCCCUCAUUCUCAUUCCUGUCUCUCUGAAGGACUUGAACAUAGCCAGUUACUACUUUUAUUAUCAUGUGUGUGUUAGAGUUGUCCAUUUGGCCCCACAUGGCAAGAGAUGCACGUCAUGGGACAAUGAGAAGAAAGCCUAUAUAAUCUGAGAAAAAUCAAGAAUAUAAUUUAGCCUUUUGUGCAGGAAUAGAAAACAUGCUGUUUCGAAAGAAUCCUGCUUUAAAUAUCUGUCACUAUCUUUGAAUUCUCUUCCACAAGUCUCUUGCAAUCCUGAGCUCCCAUUAGCUUCACAGAGCAUCUGUAGUCACCAAAGAGAGAGGUGAUAUAUGGAGUGGAUCAAAAACACUGCUUUUAGUUAGUAACUAGCUUUAGGUAAUUAUUUACUAAUGAGAACAAAUUUUAUAAAUGUGUGUAUAAGCAUCUGUGUUUACUCGUAUCAUACACAUAUGCACAUGUUACCAUAUAGAAGGAAAUGGAUUUAUAUUUGAAUUUGAUAUUAGAAUAUUUGAAGUUUGAUUUUUGUUGUUCCUUCAUCACUCUUCUGUAUUCAUUCAGCAACCAUGCCCUCAGUCUGAUGAUAACAAGGAUGUUUUCAUAUCCAGUGCUGAUUCAGACUCAACUAAGGGGCAUCUUUUAUCUUAAAUACCCAAAGAUGCCUUUUAAAUUUCAAAGGUUAAACAUAACUAUUUAGUGUCAUAGUCUAAAGAAGUAUGGUUGUCAGUUGUGACAAUAGAAGUGUUAUUUUUCCUAGUUUAGUAUCAACAUUUUAGAGUAUUAGAUUUGAUGCCUUGCGAACAAAUAAUUUUAUAUUUUGCUUUAACUUUUUAAAAGUUAUUCUUCUAUUGGAUGUAUUCCUUGUUAAGAAUACUUAAAAUUGCAUUGUAGUCAAAAUGUUUCCAAAAAUUUAAGUGUCCAUAUCUUUUAUAUACACAGCUUAAAAAUCAAAAAUGUAUGUUCUUAGAGAAUUUUUUCCAUUACUUGUGGAUCUUGCUUUAAAAUUAUUUUCCUUAGUAUUUAUUUUACUCUAUUUUGUUAUUUUCUUUGGGUGAGGCAUCUGGUUACUGGUUGUUUUAAUAAGAACAAAAACAUUUCUGGACUCACUCCUUUUAGGUUUUUUUGUUUCUUUUCUAUAAAAAUACUGUUUUACCAAAUAUAAAAAAUUUAGAUUCAUGCCAAAUUAUUAGCUGUUUUUACACUAACUUUCUGUAGUCUUUCUGAAAGUUUAUCUGGUAUGGGUAACCAGAUAAAGUACAAAAGCACGAAUUCUUGUUCUUCAAUGAAAAGAGCUUCUGUAAUGGCAUUGAUAAUAAAUGCCUUUUAUAGCCAAAACCAGGCGUCUCAACCUUAUGCUUUUAGUUAAAGAAAUGUUUAAUUAACCAUUGUUGAACAUUGAUUGUUUAAUACCCAAAACGUCAGUGGACAAUGUUGUGCAAUAAUCAUCUACUGUAGUCAAGAUAUUCAGUAGUUCGUUUUUCCAUAAGCAUGCAGUUGAUCAUAUUUCUGCCAAGGAUGUGCCUUCAACUUUACAAUUAUAGUAUUCUAAAAAAAAGA